This is a messenger RNA of Polistes canadensis, 2266 nucleotides long. RefSeq names its product kinetochore protein SLK19-like. The transcript is spliced from 6 exons. The record is from RefSeq and is a predicted model, not a curated record. Lineage: Eukaryota; Metazoa; Arthropoda; Insecta; Hymenoptera; Vespidae. Bases 365 to 1945 code for a protein of 526 amino acids.
UAUUAUUCUUAUUAUUAUCAUAUCAUGUUUAUUAAGAAUUGAGUAUGACAACCGCUCGAAUUUCAUUCAUAUUAUAUCGUCGAAUUAAAUUCGCGCAUUUUAUUCGACAAAAACUUCCUAUCCGUUCGUUGGUAAUAUCGUUUUAUUAAAUUAUCUAACAUGUUUUAUAAGCAUUGAAAUUAACGCUAAUUUAUCUUACAGCCUUUAACAUUGCAUUUGUAUUUACAUACUUACAAAAAUCCAUGCACAUUUUCAUGGCUUUUUGACAGAACCAACGUAUCCAAAUUUUUCAAGUUUGUAAUUUACCUUUUCGAACUAUUACAAAUUUUUAUCAUUAUUUUAACGUUAACGCAACUAAUAAAUUAUGGCAAUGUUGUAUAAAAAUGGUAGCAAAUCCGAGACAAAAAUGAACAGACAGUCGAAAUCAAAUCUGGAAGAGAUCGCAGCUAGUAUAGAGGAACGUCAUUGCGAUUUAACAGGACGACACAGAUAUUUGAGGGAAAAAAUCACUACAAUGGAAAGAUCCAUACCAGCACUUAUGGCUUAUAACAUGUGGGUCUCUGGAAAGAGCUGCGACGAUGCACCCUUUUGCAAAAUUCGUGAAAUUAUGAACAAGCUGUCGCCCGAUUUAGACCCUACCGAAAAAUUACUUCGUAAUUUGAAGAGUACCAUUAAGGAUCUCAACAAGGAGACGACGGAGUUGCACGACAAAAUUAUUGACGCUGAUAUUAAAUUGGAGGAAACCGAAAUCGAGUUGGAAUCCCUCGAAUUGGAAAACAAGGAGAUGAACGAUCGCGUUAACGAAAUGGAAAAAGAAAUUCGUAGUUAUCGAAGUACGAGUUUGGAUUCUAUUCAUUCGGAAGAUCUCAUUUGUUUGACAAAGAUUCAUCAACUUGCUAAAGACGAAUUAGAGUUAAAAAAUUGUAUAACAGUAUUGGAAGAAAAAGAGACUUUGUAUGCGGAACAAUUGGAUCGUUUGCUUGCUUCGAAAGAAUUUCAAAAUAGUUCUGGUAACAAUAAGAUGUUGAAACGUAUUCAGGAUCUGGAAAGUAAUGAGAGGAGGAUGCAUUGUGCGUUACAGUUUUACAAGAACAAUGUGCAACGAUUAAAAAAGGAACUCAUAAGGAAGAAGAGUGAUAGUUCUAUAGAUUCAACGACCCCUUUAACAACUUCUAAACAAAUUGCACGAGAUAAAUCACCCAAGAAUGAGAAUAACGAAGGAAAUAAAACAGCUUCUUCAAAAAAAAUGAAAGAUCAACUAACUGAGAUUCCAAAUGAACAGACUGCCAUUAAAAAAAAAGAGAAAUUAGCUUCAGUUAAUGACAAAAAUCACGAAUUAAAAGCAUGUAUUUGUCCAAGGAAGAAUAACUAUGAAAUCGAUUCGACGAUAAAAAAAUCGGCUAAAUCUUUGAGGGGUGCACAGAUAUUCCCUUCUAACGUAUCAAAAUCAAAUUAUGCUCAAUUUUCGCAACAAGAUAAUGAAAGAAUAAAAAAUGAUAAAUGCAAAAUUUCGUGCCAUUACAUUUUGUCGCAGUAUUCGCAUGGAUCAACAGCAGUGAAAAAUCCUUGUUCGAUUAAACUUCCUUGCGAUCAUCCUCCUUGUGCUAUAUUGAAAUCAAAAUGUCCAACAGCUCCUUGCAACUACAAGGUUACAUCUAAUAAUUCUUACAUAUCGUCAUCUUUGUGCAAGAAAUGCAAUUUGACACGCAAUAAAAAUGAAUGUAAAUGCAAUUGCAAAGGUAAAUGUGCAUUCGGAUUAUCCAGUGUGUCCUGCAGAUGCGGAGUCGUAUCAUCUUGUCCAUUGGAUAAAGGAUAUCAACCUGUAGCAAAAUCGGUAUCGCGUAUUUGUAUAAGCAGCAGUGAUAGCGACGACGAAUACUGCGAAUGUUGUUCUUGCGGUUGCGAAGACAGCUACGAAAAUAACUCCUCUUGUUGUUGCAAUUGAAUAUCGAUCAUUGUUGUUUCAUAACAUAUACUUACAUUGUACUUUCUAAAUAAUACUUUUGUUUAAUAAUUCAAUAUUAUCAAAUAACAUUGUAAUAUUAUCAAUACGAGUAAUAUCAAAUCGGAUUAUUCUAUCGGAACAUUUCAAUCGUGACGCAUGCGAUACUUGUUUAAUGAAAAUUUAUUUUCUAUGACUAUCGAAAAAUACAUGCGUAGAAAAAUACGAACGUUUAUGCGUGGAUGUAACUAAGAAAAAAAUUAGCAUUAUAUAUAUCUUUUAGAUAAAGUUUUAUCUAGUCGUUUAAACAACGACUGAAACAAA